Plutella xylostella (diamondback moth) is the source of this 1142-nucleotide messenger RNA. RefSeq lists its product as uncharacterized. The record is from RefSeq and is a predicted model, not a curated record. NCBI's taxonomy places the organism in Eukaryota, Metazoa, Arthropoda, Insecta, Lepidoptera, Plutellidae.
CGACGCGUUCCAUAGUUAGGUAUUUAAUUGUUUUAUUUAUGAUUGUAACCACUAUUGCGAUAUGUAUCCAUAACUUGUAUUAAAUAUUAGUAAACGAUCUUCAAAAAUGUUUUGCAUGUGAAUGUAGUUGCGUAUGUGACGUCACUACCACCGCAUCGGCGGCGCAAGCGCGGCCACCUUCAGUCUUUUUAAGUCUUUGUCUAGCCGUUAUCACGAGCGCUUUAAUUGACCGGUAAAAUUUGUAUUUUCGUGUGCCUGUUUUCAAUAUAAACCCGUAAAGUGUUUUUCCGGCCUUUUUACUUCCUACACCACACUCCCGUUAGUUACAAAGUGGUCCUUCGAGCCGGAUUCUAAAUGUUUCACACGCCAAAAACGGACGGUAAAAUGGUGAACACACGGAGUGCUGUGAAACGCGAAUUAGUGAAGAAAGGGUGUGAACCUACGGGAAGUCAGUCGCUGAGGAGGCAUGCUGAAAGCGAACCGCCUAAAAUUGAAGAAAUUGAGCCGCAAAUGGAACAGAAGAUGAUGCUUAGCCGAACAUUCGCAGUUGAGGGUAGCACGAGGUCGGCACCGAACGGUCGAGUAACGGCCGCCGCCGCCGGUUCAAAAACUGUUGCUAAGUCGACGUCAUCAUCUUCAAUAGCUCGCAGAAAAAGGUUAGAGUUGCAGGCAGCUGAGGAAAAAGCGAAGAUACAAAUGGAACUGAUUGACAAACGGCUACAGGCAGAUAUUGCCGAUUUGGAAGAUGAAGAAAAUUACAGUCCACAGCCGUCAGAAGGCAAAUCCAAUGAAGAAAUCGAGAAGUGGUUGGACCGCAGUCACCAGCAGCAAGCACAGACAGCACUAACAGCACAGCCUGCCCACGAUGAUGGCUUGUACUCGGGCGGGCCGCGCCCACCGCCGGCACCCGCGGCAGCUCACGCCGACGCCGCCGGCAGCGAAGGGACAGUGCAAAUGUUGGCCAGUGCACUACAGAAAAUAGCUACUGCUGUGGCUUCUAAUGCAGUUUCCCGCUCAUCAAGGAUGCAGCUCCUGGGCGGACCCGCCUGGAGAUUCUCGCCGAGUUCCUGCGCGACGAGGCUGUGAAGAUAACGUCCACGGCAAACCUAAGUGUAUUGUGCCCGCGAAGUGAUAAAUAUAAA